ACAUGUUUCACCAUAGCGAAGUUGGAGAAGUUUGAAGUUGGUAAUUCCGGUUGGUAUUACGAUGGUUGUGCCGAAUGUACCAAGAGCGUCACUGUAAAAGAUGGCAAACUUAAGUGUUAUGCAAAUCACAUAAGUUCUGAACCCGUGCCAAGGUACAAGCUUGAAGUGUUGGGAGUUGAUGGUAAAUUCAAGUCCCGUUUCGUCUUUUGGGAUAGUGACUGUUUCAAGUUAAUUGGAAAAUCUGCUCUACAGAUGAAAAAUGAAUUAGUGGAGGCCGGUGAAGACAAUCCGUUAGAAUUCCCUUUUGGUCUUGAUGCUAUGUUGAAGAAGGAGUUGGCAAUUAGAGCUGUUUUUCAACCGAAAUUUAAUCGUCUUUCGGUUAUUAGCUUUAAAGACGAUGAAGAUUCACGUAAGAAAGUUAAGGACACCUUCAAGUCUCAUGAGGAUGUAUCAAAAAUUCCAAUUUCAUUGUCUUCCUCACAAGAUGAUAUGAAGAGUUUAUCGGAACCUUUAUCUGUAUCUGCUGAUUUCGACCCCAAUGCUGCGAAUUCUGUGAUGACCCCCUGUAAACGUAUAAAUUCUGAAGCGUCAGAAGAUGUUGAAAGUGUUCAACUUUCCUCUACGAAGACGAUGAAACCUGUAGAAGCUUUGUUCCUGUUAGAAUGGCUACCACCCAAACAUAAAGAUUUCCAACUUUUGUUAUAUUCUAACAUGGGUUCUAUUCUUCUUAAGAUAAUCUGA
This is a messenger RNA of Lathyrus oleraceus (garden pea), 741 nucleotides long. RefSeq lists its product as uncharacterized. Bases 253 to 741 code for a protein of 162 amino acids. The transcript is spliced from 6 exons. NCBI's taxonomy places the organism in Eukaryota, Viridiplantae, Streptophyta, Magnoliopsida, Fabales, Fabaceae. The record is from RefSeq and is a predicted model, not a curated record.